Messenger RNA from Castor canadensis (American beaver), 993 nucleotides. NCBI's taxonomy places the organism in Eukaryota, Metazoa, Chordata, Mammalia, Rodentia, Castoridae. The record is from RefSeq and is a predicted model, not a curated record.
GACAAGAUGCUGCGCACCCCCAAAUGCUCGAGGUGCCGGAACCAUGGCUUCUUGGUGCCAGUCAAGGGCCACGCGGGCAAGUGUCGCUGGAAGCAGUGCAUCUGCGAGAAGUGCUACCUCAUCACGGAGCGCCAGAAGAUCAUGGCUGCGCAGAAAGUGCUCAAGAAGCAGGCCGCCGAGGAGGAGCAGGAGGCGGCUCUGGGCGCGCAGGGGCCCCAGCUGGCCUCCGGGGCUGCGGCCGCCGCCCCAAGCUCGGGCCUCCAUCCGCUGCCUCCUCUGGCGGCUUCCGAAGGCGCCGGGCCUGGCCCCGAGGGCCGCGUGGCCGCCUGUUUCCUCGCGAGGCCCCCGCGCGGCCGAAGCCCCGGCCCGAGCGCCUUCCAGCCGGUUCUGGGCCGCCGCGGCCACGUGGGGCCGAGCGAACGCGCCGGCGCCUGGCUGCCGGGCCGCGCGGCGGCCCAGCUCGCGCCUGAGGCCGCGGGCAGGGCAUUUCCCUGCCGCCCGGAGCUGCGCAGGCCGCUGCGGCCCGUGGCCGGCCCGCCGUUCGCCGACUUCGCGGACUUCGUACCUGGAGAGAGGACUUCCAAGCUGUACCCCAGCUGCUCCCCCAUGCACUCCUAUCGCCCAUUCUCACUGGGCUACCAGGAUGCAUCUCCAGCCCCAGGGGUGCCCCCGCAGAGGGGCUUCCGGCAUGUCUCCUGUAGCCGUUACCAUGAAGGAGGCUUGGUGUCAGAACCAGUUGGAGACUUCCAGCCAACCUUCUACCCUCCGCCACCACCACCGCCGCCACCGCCACCAGUGCCACAGCCCCAGUUCCUCCCACCAGGCUUUCUCUCUGCGCUCCACUUCCUCCCACCCCCACCACCGCCACCAUCACCACCGUCUUUCUCACUGACCAUCCUGUCUGAUACUGACAAGGAGAACACUGGUGACCAGGAUGCAGAAGUGCCCUGUGAGCCCAGCCAGCCAUCAUCAUCUCAGGAGCAGUCUGACUAA